Molecule: messenger RNA, 686 nt
Organism: Aspergillus neoniger CBS 115656
Lineage: Eukaryota; Fungi; Ascomycota; Eurotiomycetes; Eurotiales; Aspergillaceae
Exons: 2
Coding region: 226-651 (141 amino acids)
Source: RefSeq, a predicted model, not a curated record
UCAGUUUAAGGAAUAUGCGCGGCGGCUAAAACCAGACGAUUGCUGGAAAAUGGAACCGUUGUGUGAGUGCUGAGGAAUCCAGCCCGAAAGAGAGAAUCGAUAGUCGAAGUCUCAUGGGCAGCUUUUCGGGAUUGUCCUCGGUUGCCAAGCCCAGUCGCCAGUCGUCCCCGCACGAACCUCAUCGAACACUUUUCUGGUUCUUCUCACCUUAGCGUUAGGGAGCUCAUGGCUAGUGGGGCUAGCUGGCUUCUGUGUGCUACGGUGCUAGUCUACGGAGUACUAUCUACGUACCAGCACAGGCAGUCUGGCAGUCUGGCACUGCCCAUCGGGUCACUGCUCCGUGUCAACAAACCGCGUCGGUUUCAGCUGAAACUCGGCCUCCUGCUCGUUGUGCCAAUAAAUAGACAUAGUGUCUCAUCGGAGGUUCGUGUCUCUCACGGCUCAGGAAAGUACUUCAAAGGUCCAAACACCCGGCUCGAUGGUAUUUUCACUAUUGAGACCGCCGGGAUUUUGGUGGACACGAUUAUUGAAACCCACCAUCCAGGCGCGACUCCACCCAAUGGAGCUGACUAUCACCUGUCAUGUGAAUUGGUAUCAGCUAUCUGGACCAACAGUUUCGUCACAGCAAACGUGGGAAAACUUAUCGAAUGAAUGCCCAGGAAAAACAAAGACGAGAAGGAAGAGGA